AUGUCCUCUGACAAAGGGAAGGCUCCCGUUAGACGUAAUCCACCUCGAAAAGUAAACGUACAGGCCCAUAGUGCGGAAAUGUUCUGCCGCCGCCGGCUGAGAGAGCCAAAGCGACAGAUCCCGUCACUUUGGCGCCAUCAAGGAGCAGAUAUUCCUAUAGGUGAUGCGUCCGAGAUAUUCGGGGACAAAGAGAAGUGGGCAUCAGCGAGUGUGAAGCUAGAUCCGCUGGCAGUAAUCGGAAAAGUGUUCGAUAGUUCACCUACUAAAAAGCACAUCCACGUCGUUAUCGAGAUCGCGACAG
Messenger RNA from Paraglomus brasilianum, 301 nucleotides. Lineage: Eukaryota; Fungi; Glomeromycota; Glomeromycetes; Paraglomerales; Paraglomeraceae. The record is from the annotation of a GenBank genome assembly.